Messenger RNA from Salarias fasciatus (jewelled blenny), 957 nucleotides. RefSeq names its product SET domain containing 9 (gene setd9). The coding region runs from base 39 to 845 and encodes 268 amino acids. The transcript has a single exon. The record is from RefSeq and is a predicted model, not a curated record. Gene Ontology annotation, molecular function: protein binding. Lineage: Eukaryota; Metazoa; Chordata; Actinopteri; Blenniiformes; Blenniidae.
AAAAAUACUCUUCAGGCUCAGAACUGUCGCUGAUCUGCAUGUUUUCCUUCACCUUGAGGAGAUUCUGGAACAAAUGGAAAUCGUACAGACACAGGUUUGUUCCCUGGGUCGUGCUGAACUUGUCUAAGAACGAGAAAACCCUGCGGCAGGUGUCAGAGCCCUCCAAAGACAAACUGGUCCCGGAUGAGGAGGUCUCUGCUACUCUGCUGAAGCUCUUCCGAGUCCUGCUCCGGGGCCAUGGCGUGAACCGGGAAAUCCGCGCAGGACAUCCGGUGUGUGCACAAGAUGCCAUGCUGCAGUGUCUGGGCUUCUGCAUUGACCGCAGGCCCAGCUCGCUCCCCUCGGCGGGGACAGGAGUGUUUGUCACCAGAGGCUUUGUGCCCAGAGGAGUGACAGUCGCCAUGUAUCCCGGCGCUGUCUACCAGCCGUAUGAGCCCAUUCUGCUCCAGUCCAUCAGAAACCCCUUCGUGUUCAGGUGCAUCGACGGUGUUUUGGUGGACGGAAAUGACAAGGGCAUCUCCAAAGUGUUGUUCAGGUCAUGCAGUGGCAGAGACAGGAUGGGUCCUUUCCUCAUGAGCGACACCAGCUGGCUGACAGACUGUCCACUGAACCCCCUGGCUGUGGGUCAGUAUGUGAACAACUGCUCCAACGACAGGCCUGCCAACGUCUGCUACCAAGAGUACGACGUGCCGGACAAGUUCCCCGUGGAGCUCCGCCGAUUUCUGCCCAAUGUCAACUACAGCCAGGAUGCAGGGAGGCCUGUGCGCUGUGUGGUUCUUGUGUCCCUCAGAGACAUCCAUGCAGGGGAGGAACUUUUCUCCAACUACUACACCAUUGUGCACUGAAGCUUUCACUCCAAGUCUGAAUUUCCAUCCCCAGUGUCCCUCCUUCGACUGAGGGUGAUGACGCAGACAUAUUGUUUUGUACAACCAGCAAUAAACUGGAAUAAAUGCAAAC